Penaeus chinensis is the source of this 2431-nucleotide messenger RNA. RefSeq names its product KRR1 small subunit processome component homolog (gene dbe). The record is from RefSeq and is a predicted model, not a curated record. Gene Ontology annotation, cellular component: small-subunit processome; nucleolus. Gene Ontology annotation, molecular function: RNA binding. NCBI's taxonomy places the organism in Eukaryota, Metazoa, Arthropoda, Malacostraca, Decapoda, Penaeidae. The coding region runs from base 211 to 1284 and encodes 357 amino acids. The transcript has 7 exons.
GUAAACACGCAUCUCAAAACACGUGAGGAAAAGCGUCCCUCGCCUUGGAUAUUUUUAUUUUAUUUUAUACGUUCUAAGAAGUUUAAUUCAGAGGAUUUUGGAAGAGAAUUAUUCUUCUAUGCAUUCUAAUUGUGUUAACUUAUUAUGCGAAGAGAUAAGUUGUGGAAAGAACAUUAUUACCACCUUAAAAUUUGAAGAAACACAAAAGAAAUGGUUGUGCUGAAUCUAGAUGCUGCAGUACAACCAGUUCACUACAGAGUUAAAAUGUCAGACAACGAGGAAGAGAACGUGGAGGCACCAAAGGGCCCAGUGGAGAAUGCUUGGUCAGUCAAGAUGCCUGAGUUUAAGAAAGGAGAUAUGAAAAGCCACCUCCUUGAGGAGAGCUCAUUUUCACUUCUGUUCCCCAAAUACCGUGAGAGAUACAUAAGGGAAUGCUGGCCUUUAUUGGACAAAACUCUGAAGGAACAUGGAAUCAAGGCUGAACUGGAUCUUAUCAAAGGAAGCAUGAAAGUAGCAACCACACGAAGUACUUGGGAUCCCUAUGCUAUCAUUAAGGCGCGAGAUAUUAUUAAACUGCUCAGUCGGUCAGUCCCAAUAGAGCAGGCAGUGAGAGUUCUACAGGAUGGUAUCACACAUGAAAUUAUUAAGAUUGGAGGCAUGAUUCGCAACAAAGAGAGAUUCAUAAAACGCAGGCAGAGAUUGAUUGGUUCAAACGGAACGACGUUAAAAGCAUUAGAAUUAUUAACAGAUUGCUAUGUGCUUGUUCAGGGACAGACAGUAUCAACCAUUGGUCCAUAUAAAGGAGUUCUUGAGGUUGUACGUUUUGUAACAGACACCAUGAACAACAUUCAUCCGGUGUACCUCCUCAAGUCUCUGAUGAUCAAAAGACAUCUGGCCAACAGUCCGGACAAAAAGAAUGAAGACUGGUCCAGAUUCUUGCCUAAAUUCAAGAGCAAAAAUGUACAAAGGAAGAAGCCAAAGGUGAAGAAGGACAAGAAACCCUACACUCCCUUCCCCCCAGAGCCCCAGGAGAGGAAGAUCGACAAGGAACUGGCAGAAGGCAAAUACUUCGUGGACCAGGAGGAGCGUAAUGCCGCAAAGAGGAAGAGACCCAACGAGGAGAAGAAGAAGGCGGUGGCUGAGAAGCAGAAGGAGAAAAGAGCAAAAUCCUUUGUACCACCCGAAGAACCACAGCACAAGCCAGACAAACCCAAACAAGGCAGUGCAAAUGUUGAUGUCGAGGCAUUGAAAAAGAAAGUCAAGAAGAGAAAAACAAUAGGUUAAGUUUUUUUUUUUUUUUUCCUGGAAAAGAUAAAUGUUAGGCUAUUCAGGUCAUUCAGUUCUUUAAUGUAGGACUAUUAGAUUUGAAGUGCAUGUCUAAACUCCCACAGAUACUGUAUUGCAGAGUUUAAUGAAUGGGCCCUAAUAUAUUUCCAAAAGAUGACCUCUUUGUGUUUUUAAUAACCUUUCCCUGAUAUCAAUCAGAUAUAUUUAGUAGAGUAAGGAUUGUGAAGUGAGAAUUUACAUUCCUCUUUCUAAUAGAAAACUUGUUAUUAUUACUUCAUAUUUUUGUUUAUGUCAAAUUUUCUUUUUUCUGAGUUUAAUACAUUUUUUAUCAUCAUACUAGUAGAAUAGUAUAUAAUGUGAUAUAAUAGAUAUUUAUCCAAAGGAAAUAGUUUUUGUGUUCUCUUUAAUCUAUUUUUUCUAUUUAGAGGAUUAGAUUUUACAUUAGGAUAAAGAUGAAGAAAACGCCCAAGUAGUGAAGGCUACUUGACAGACAUAUCCUCAUGUUCUAUUUACUUUUGAGUAUUGGUGAAUACAAACUACAGAGUACAUCAACUGCAUUGUAAAUUUACAUAAAAACUCAAAUCUCUAUUCAUAUACUACCCCUUCUCUUGGAUGUACUGUUCAAGAUCUCUGAUGUUCAGUUUUUCUUUUGUUGCUUUCAUUUGACAUUUCUUUAAACCACUGAUGCCAGGAACAUUAUCAUCAUGAUAAUCAUUAUUGUGAUAUUGCUAAUAGCAAUAAUAAUUGUAAUGAAUAUAUACACAUUCUAAUAGAAGAAUCAAGGCAUGGGGAAAAUCGGUAAUGUUAGGUAAGCCUAGUCACUGACUCCUUGGUGACAAAGCAGUUGUUGAGUUGUGAUAGAUAAUAAUAACAAAAGAAAAACAUAAUAGACAGUGUGUGUAUAAUACCAUCUACUUGCCUUCUUUAUGUGAACAAACACAAACUAUGUCAGUAAAUAUCUAGCAUUACCAGUGGCAUAUGUGUCCAUUUCCUAUUUUUGUGAAGUGAUCUUUCUCUGUUAAUUUCUACAAAGCUGCAGUGUGAUGUGGAUAUGAUGCAAUCUAACUCAAGAAAGUUUACUAAGUAAGCAAAGAAUCAUUUUAGGACGUGUUUUUGUACAAAUAAACUUACUCAGUCUCCCAUA